Messenger RNA from Suncus etruscus (white-toothed pygmy shrew), 948 nucleotides. RefSeq names its product olfactory receptor 11A1. Bases 1 to 948 code for a protein of 315 amino acids. The record is from RefSeq and is a predicted model, not a curated record. Gene Ontology annotation, biological process: G protein-coupled receptor signaling pathway. Gene Ontology annotation, cellular component: membrane. Gene Ontology annotation, molecular function: G protein-coupled receptor activity; olfactory receptor activity. Lineage: Eukaryota; Metazoa; Chordata; Mammalia; Eulipotyphla; Soricidae. The transcript has a single exon.
AUGGAAAUUAUCUCCAUAGAAAACCAAACCAUUACUGAAUUUGUUCUUCUUGGCUUCUAUGACAUAAAUGAACUCCAUCUCCUUUUCUUUAUUGUAUUCACUAUUAUCUAUGUCUUUAUCAUAAUAGGAAAUAUGCUGAUCAUCGUGGCUGUGGUUAGUUCCCAGAGACUCCAUACACCCAUGUAUUUCUUCCUAGCUAACCUGUCUUUCUUGGAAAUUCUUUAUACUUCCACAGUGGUACCAAAAAUGCUGGAGGGCUUCUUGCAGGAGGCAGCCAUUUCUGUGGCUGGUUGCUUGCUGCAGUUCUUUAUAUUUGGUUCUCUAGCAACAGCUGAAUGUUUCCUGUUAGCUGUCAUGGCCUAUGAUCGUUACCUAGCAAUUUGCUGCCCACUGCACUACACACUCUUGAUGGGACCCAGGUGGUGUUUGGUGUUGGUGGCCAUAGCCUGGUUUUCUGGAUUCAUGGUAGAUGGAUUAGUUGUGGCUCUCAUGGUCCAACUGAGAUUUUGUGGCCCUAAUCGCAUAGACCACUUUUAUUGUGACUUCAUGCCUUUAAUAAACUUGGCUUGCUCAGACCCCACCGUUGCCCAGAUGACAACAUUCAUUCUCUCUGUGGUCUGCCUCAGUGUUCCCUUUGGACUGAUUUUGACAUCUUAUGCUCGGAUUGUGCUAGCUGUGCUGAAAGUUCCUGCUGGGGCUAGCAGGAGAAAGGCUUUCUCAACAUGUUCUUCACAUUUAGCUGUAGUGUCCACAUUUUAUGGAACACUCAUGGUCUUGUAUAUUGCGCCUUCUGCUGUACAUUCCCAGCUUCUCUCCAAGAUCUUUGCUUUGCUCUACACAGUAGUCACCCCUUUAUUCAACCCUGUGAUCUACACUCUGAGGAAUAAGGAGGUUCACCAGGCACUACAGAAGCUUCUCCACAGUAAGCAAAGUGAAAUACUUGAUUGA